CUGUUAUAUUUUUUUCUUGAAUAUAGGUCCAUCCAGCACAUGGCACUCUUAUCGAGUUUGCUCUACUAGCUUCCUCUAACAUACAAAUAUUCAGGUUGUACAUCAUUGUAUAAUGAUACUAUGGGAUUAAGACAGAGCAAAUCUAAAACAAAUUCUUCCAAGUCUGCAAAAUACAUGUCAUCUAGUCCAGAGCCAGCAUCAGAUGGAGUGAAACGUUAUGAUCCCAUUCACACGGAUGCGGUCUUGUCGGUUGGUCGCCUUGGCAACAAUCAGUUCUUGUCAGCUGGAGCAGAUCAGACUAUUGUGUCCUACAACUGGCAAGAAGGAAGACCAUUGCAGAAAUGGACAGGGCAUAGCAGAGAUGUGACAAAGGUUACAUAUUCUCCUGCCUUGGGUCAUGUAUUCAGUGGAUCAAGGGACAAGACUGCCAAGAUGUGGGCUGUAGAGGGCGCCACAGGCGCCACAGUCAAGGAGGCUGUUCUUACAUUUGUGGGCCAUAAUCUAGUGGUCAAUGGGCUUGCUGUAGUGGAUGUGUCAAGAAGAUUGUGCACAGGAGGGCGGGAUAACUCGGUCAGAUUGUGGGACACAGAGACUGGUGGGUGCAUCAAAGAGGUCACAACCUCACGCAAUCUAGUGACACACAUGGUGACGAUACCCAGAACAGAGAUGGUCAUACAGUCUAGUGAAGACAAGUCAAUCAGAAUAUGGGACACAAGGACACUUGAGGAGAGUGGUGUUUCCAACAAGAAGAGCUACAUACAGACAUGUUGUGAUGUCAGUUCGGAUGGAAACUACUGCCUUUCUUGCAGCAAUGGCUUCAGUGGCCAAGGCUGCGAAGCAUCGAUAUGGGACUUGAGAAACUUGAAAGAUCCCGUUCGAGAGUUCAAAGGUCACUCCCAGACAGCCAGCGGUUGCUGCUUCAUACCACAAUCUCAUGGUUCCAAUCCAGUGUUUGUCACAUGUUCAAACGAUCAGACAGUUAAACUCUGGGAUCAAGCUUCGGGAAAUUGUUUGUGUACAGUGACAUUGUCUGGAUCCAAGCAGCUCACAUCAGUAACAGCCAAUGCAGACCAAAGUAUCUGUGUCGGGAGCUUUGAAACGGGAGUUCAUGUGCUAUCUGUCAGCCGGGACAGCAGUGGAUUGUGGGAUAUGAAGCCCAUAGCACAGUACUGAAAUAAUUCACUGCACUUUGAAUGUCAAGUCACAGGAUCAAUGGUUUGUAGCGUAGCCUUCGAACAAUUACUGUAGACCUGGGUCUUGUAUCACAAAGGUUAGCAAUUGAUCGUAUGCUCAAUUUUUGCGAUUGAUUGUACAUUGUAGUACAUGGAAUCAGUGGUAGAAAAAUAUUCUACGAUCAUUGCUAAGCUUUGUGUUACGGGUCACUGGAGUGGGUGAUGUUAUUUAUGAAGGUAUGAGAUAGCCUCUUGUACAGAUUAUCCACUGUUUAUAUAGUGUAUAGCGUCUGGUACGGAAAGACUACUCUCAGGAGCUACGAAACAUUGAGCACAGCAAGAUGUCCUUUUGCAUCUUGUUUGAAUUUCUCUACCAAUGUGGGAAUAGCCAAUCAGGGGCUAUUUAUCAUGGCUGCACAACUCAAAACAAUCGACAAUGUGGAGCAGAGCAGUAGUACCCAUUGUUUUGAUUGGUCAAUUGUUCCAGUACAGAAUGAUGAAUAUUCAUGUACCCUGCCAAUGAGGAUCAAAGGCUGGCAGGACGGCUUGUGAGUAUGUAUUCUUUGUCAACCAUUUGAGUAUUGCUGUGUAAGGGUUAAAAACAUAAUUAUGUCCGUGGAGCCUUGUCACAAUUCUAGGGGUGAGAUGGCACAUGGAAAGACUGUUGAAUCUUGUUGCACAGUCCAAACGAAGAAAUUGUAUCGUAGCCUGUGAGGAAACAUUGUAGAUCUGGAGUGAGUGAUUUCAGUCCACUAUGAAGAUGAUGUUUAUCAUUGCCAUUCGCAAGCUCUCAAAUCUUUCAACCACCAGGCUCACUUUUCUUCGAGAUUUUAUUGUUUAUUUUUUACCAGCAAAACUGCCACUGUGAUAUGCUUAUACAUGUAUGUUUUUUUUUUGCCUUGAUCAUGAACAGCAAGUGCUUAUACGUAUAUAUUUUUGUGCAGACUUGUAGGAUUUAUGUAUGAAUGUAUUCAAAAUUCACCUUGAAAUCAAUUUCACUCUAAUGAGUGAAAUGUAAAAUGUAAUGUGUAUUCAACUUUGUUGUGUAAAUAGUAUAAUAAGUAGAUAUAAGUUUUGGUGCCAAGUGUCAUCAUGUGAAUGAAUGAAGGCAUGAUUUUUAAAAUUUUUAUGUUCUUAUCGUUAUUUCAAUGUCAUUGAAUUAUCAUACUUAUGUCAUUUCUCUCAAUAAACACAUAAGACUAGUGGCCGUGCGUCCUAUCCAUAGGAGAAGACCAGUGCUUUAGCAGAGGGCACUUUCAUCUAAAAAUGGGCUAUUGAGUUUGAAAUUCCAAGGAUAGUAUCGUUAAAGGGGAUUCCAUCCCAAAUAAAAAGUUGUUUUAGAGGAAAAAGAAAAUUCAGACAAGUUGAUAUGUGAAAAUUUGACUAAUAUCGUACAAAAAAUAAGAAAGUUAUGAAUGUUAUAAGUUGAAAAAUCAGUAAUCACUAUACCCAUCAAGACCUUUUGAUGUCUUAGAGAUAUAAGGCAAGAAUUACUCUUCCAAUACUCAAAUAUAUGAAAUGGUUAAAUGUCACUUUUUCAAAAACUUAACUGAAAUUUUAUUUUUCUUUCAUGAGGACACAAAGAAAUACAAAAGAAAUUAAAAAAAAACAAUUAAAUACACAAGAAAAACAUUGUGAUACCGAUUUUUUUUAAAGUACAUUUGAUUGGAAUCCUACAAAGAGCCUGUGAAUAAAAAAUUAGCAGUUUUGAUAAAGUAUGAUAGUUGAUUAGAGCAAAUGUUUUAUUUCAUUUAUGAAUUAGCAUAAUAAAUUCAUUAAUUUAAAUGAAUUUUC
Messenger RNA from Lytechinus variegatus (green sea urchin), 2966 nucleotides. RefSeq names its product WD repeat-containing protein 31-like (gene wdr31). Gene Ontology annotation, molecular function: protein binding. The transcript is spliced from 9 exons. The record is from RefSeq and is a predicted model, not a curated record. Bases 121 to 1173 code for a protein of 350 amino acids. NCBI's taxonomy places the organism in Eukaryota, Metazoa, Echinodermata, Echinoidea, Temnopleuroida, Toxopneustidae.